AUGACAUGGACAGACAGGACACAUGUUCUCCAGCUCGUCACCGACGUCCGCUCCCCGCACAACCACAUCCGCGUCGCCGACGUGUCCCCGUGCGCCGCGGGCCACCCGCUGGCCGGCGCCCGCCUCCUCCUCCUCCUCGACGACCCCGGCAACAUCCACUCCCUCUCGUUCCCCCGCUGCGCCCGCCGUUGCCCGCUCACCGCCACCUACCUCGACGCCUUCGCCACGCUCCCGCAGCUCCUCCCGCGCCGUCCUCGGCUUCGGCGCCGGCUCCGUGGCCCGCGCGCUCCUCCACUUCCACCGGACCUCUCCGUGCACGGCUGGGAGCUCGACCCCGCCGUCCUGGCCGUCGCCCGCGACUUCUUCGGCCUUGCCGAGCUCAAGAAGGACCACGCGGCGCGCCUGUCCGUGCACGUCGGCGAGCCGAGCUCGAGAAGGACCACAUGGCGCCGGAAUUGA
Panicum virgatum (switchgrass) is the source of this 459-nucleotide messenger RNA. RefSeq lists its product as uncharacterized. Lineage: Eukaryota; Viridiplantae; Streptophyta; Magnoliopsida; Poales; Poaceae. Bases 1 to 459 code for a protein of 152 amino acids. The record is from RefSeq and is a predicted model, not a curated record. The transcript has a single exon.